This is a messenger RNA of Porites lobata, 3173 nucleotides long. The record is from the annotation of a GenBank genome assembly. NCBI's taxonomy places the organism in Eukaryota, Metazoa, Cnidaria, Anthozoa, Scleractinia, Poritidae.
AUUCACUUUGCAAUAUAAUGGAGGAAGCGGUUUGUGUAAAGUAGUGAUCGUCAAGAUUCCAGGAGAAAUAAAUUGUUUCUGAUGCCAAGAAGAAUGGCAGAAUGUUCUGAAGGUGGCAGUGGUACUACAACAGUCACUGAAGAAGUAACUGAGAGCCCCACGGUAUGUAAAAUUUUUGAUUGAAAUUUCCAACUCACGGGCAACCCUGAGCUGAAUACUGCUGAAUACUGCUCGCUCGCCAGUGGGAACAGUGGGAAGGUUUCGGAAAAAAGCUGGCGUGAUUCACAGCUGUUCAGUUUGUUUGUUGGAUAUGAUGUUAUUGUAUAAUGAUUCAACUCCAAGUGAUUUAAUGAUUUUAAGAUCAUCCAUCAUCAUUUACUUUGCAUUGUAGGAUUUUGUAGGUUGACAAAAGGGAGAGAAUUUGUCAGGAGUAUUAAUAAACAGAUCUAGAAAGCGACAUUUUCAUGGAAAACACUUUCUUUUGUAGUAAUCCUCAGAGAUGCCAACCUCUGGAGAACUAAAAUCUAAAGACUUUCUUUUUUUCACUACCCUCAGGGAUAUCAACAGACCCCCCCCCCCGACAAAUUGACCACAUACUAUCCAAAUUCACAAUCAUCGUUUUGAUGUCAGUGACUAAAUACAUGCAGAAAUGCCCCUGAAACCGUACUGCAAAUAACAGAAAUUCAAGUUUUGAGCUAAAAGGGCUAAAUCACAAACUAAGGCACAGAAAAGCUCAAAAGAUGAUUUUAUGUGGGAGAUAUGGUGACCCGUAUGGGAGAGCCCGAGAUUGGUGCCGUAUCUGGGAGAGUUGGCAUGUAUGCACCCUAGUCCCCAAAAUGCUGGAAAUAGCAUUUUAAGGUGUUGGAAUUUCAAAAUUUUCUAGGGUAGCAUACCCUGCCAGUAGAGUGUCUCUCUCACUUGCUCUGUUUUGGUGUUCUCGAGAAAGACUCUGCAUGAAUUGAGUAAGAUCUUUGUUGAGCAUGCAUGCCUUGUUGCUCGGAUAUAGUUUUGAACCCAGGCCUAAUAGCCGUGUGCUUGCUACAGUGAGCUCGGUUAUGACCAUUGGUUUUUGUCAAUGAAAGGAUGGUGGCACUCGGAACAACCAGGUUGACGAGAGAGAACAAGAUUGCCUAGUGUAGAAGUUUGGGCUGCGGCGACCUUAAAAGCUUGACUCGAUUCAGACAGAGCCUACCUUUUGCCUUCCUCACACAACACACAAGAAGACAGUAAGAGGCUCCGCUCGGAGGAUGACACCCUUAGACUGCCCAAGAAGAAGGGGACUAAUGGCCCCUUGUUGAAACAGUCGGUUACCCUAGCUGUUAAAAUCUGCUCACUAAGUCAAUUUUUAAUGAAACCCCUGAUAACAUAAACCACUUUUCGAGUUCUCCUGUUGCUCAGUUAUACCAUCAUUGGUGAAAGCAUUUUUAAAAUUAUUUUUCAUUCCUUCAUUUGCAGCAACAGCGGCUUUUGCUGAAAUUGAAGAAACCAAAGUUAGACAAGAAGGUGCAAUGGGAUGAGAGUGCUGUCGAUAACGAGUUUAUGGGAAAGAAAAUAUCAAAAUGUAAAUAUCAACAUAUCUUUUGUGCAAAGAAAAUAGGUGUGCCAAUAAACUGUCCCCCCCAGUCAUUUUCAAUAGUAAACCCUCUUGAAACAUGGCCAGGUUUGCUAUGGCCAGAUGGUGUCUAUACACAAGCACUCCUUUGUUCCUGAAGUUUAAACAAUAAGUGAUGUUGUUUUUAUUAAUUAAUUUGUGUGAUUAUUACAGUCGAACCUCUAGUGCGAUCUCCUCUCGUAAGCGACCACCUCCCAUAAGCAACCACCUAUCCAAACCAGCAAAACUUUCCCAGUCAAAGCUUUACAGUUGGAGCCUCUAGUAAACAACCACCUCCUGUAAGCAACUGCAACCACUUUUUGGGCCUGAUGGUUAAUCAUUUUUCAUUGUUUUUAACCUCUUGUAAGCGACCACUGGAAGCAUUCUCUGAUCCCUAUUUUCACUGUGUGCACUAUGUUACUUAGAAUAUACAAAGAACUUUAGUGACAACAUGGAACUAACCAUAUACUAACUUAGACAUUGCAUGCAAAAAAUUAUCUUCCAAAAAGAUGUGCCUGGACCUCUUCUCAGAAGAGGCUCUCUGUGGUUCGAUUCUUGUAAAUGACCACCUCCCUUAAGCGACCACUCAGUCUUUGAAUUUUGGGUGGUUGCUUACGGGAGGUUCGACUGUAUUUUGUUUGGGUACACAAUAAUGGCUGACUGCUCUAGUAGUGCCUGGUGGCCCCUAGUGAGUCACUUUUUUUGUCUUUGAGGUGCAACAAGGAUAUUAUAGCCUUAGCAUAAAUGUAAGGUACCCCUAGAUCAGAGGAUUAGACCCUGGCCUUCGCACAGGUUUUCUUUGAGCACAGCCUUGACUACAGUCCAACAUAUGCUUAAAUAUUUGGGUGACUUAAUUUACCUUAAGUGUAUGAUUUUCAAUCAUCCUCAUAGAGCAAUCCUUUCUGUACUUGUUCGACAUGCGAAAUCCACCUGAAGAACUUGAUGUUAUGUUUUUGCAGGUUGUUGUAUUUAUUCCAAGCCCAAGAUGUUUGGAGACUCUUCUUCUGAGAGUGACAGCGAUGAAGAUGGAUGUUCACACAAUGCUUACUGCACCGGCCAUAAAAAGAAAGGCCACAGAGGUCAUCAUCAUCAUCAUCACCAUGGCGACAAAGGAGAUGAGUCAGCCCCGAGUGGGGAUUCUGAACAAGGACCAAGCUUUAGCACUUAAAUAUGUUCUUAUAAGAGAAAAGUUUCAUUUAUUAGUAAUAUUAUUUUAGUAGAAAGUUUCUGACCUGAUAAUAAUACUGUUACUAUUAAAACUUGUAAAUAUGGAAAAAUUCUGGGUCCAGUUGCUAAACGUUUUCACUGUACAUUCCAGCAGCUCAUAAGGCUUAAUAAUUGGUUACUGAUCUACAUUAUUGGAUUUGUUGUCUUUGCAAAUUGGCUCUCUGGAGGGCUCGAGUUUGAAAUGUGAAGUUUUAAAUUUUUUUGUAUUGGUCAAAUUUACUUGAUUAAAUCCAGUCUAUGAUAGAACCAAUAAGAUUGUUCAGGGGAGCAGUGUGACAUCACAAAGAUUCAAAAUAUUUGUGAAAUUAUUUGGUUGGCAUAUUCAGAAAGAACAAGAUGAAAAAAAACCCAUUUG